This is a messenger RNA of Globicephala melas (long-finned pilot whale), 1149 nucleotides long. It is a transcript of the gene PTX3, whose product is annotated as pentraxin 3. Lineage: Eukaryota; Metazoa; Chordata; Mammalia; Artiodactyla; Delphinidae. Gene Ontology annotation, biological process: innate immune response; host-mediated suppression of viral proces. The record is from RefSeq and is a predicted model, not a curated record. Gene Ontology annotation, molecular function: complement component C1q complex binding.
AUGCAUUUCCCUGUGAUUCUGUUUUGUGCUCUCUGGUCUGCAGUGUCGGCCGAGAACUCGGAUGAAUAUGAGCUCAUGUAUGUGAAUCUGGACAAUGAAAUAGACAAUGGACUCCAUCCCACUGAGGACCCUACGCCGUGCGACUGCAGUCGGGAGAACUCCGAGUGGGACAAGCUUUUCAUCAUGCUGGAGAACUCGCAGAUGCGGGAGGGCAUGCUGCUGCAGGCCACCGACGACGUCCUCCGGGGUGAGCUGCAGAAGCUGCGGGUCGAGCUGGGCCGGCUGGCGGGCAGCCUGGCGAGGCUGUGCACGCCGGUGGCCCCCGCCGAGGCCAGGCUGGCCCGGGCGCUGGAUGAGCUGCUGCAGGCGAGCCGCGACGCGAGCCGCAGGCUGGCGCGCCUGGAGGAAGCCGGGGCGCUGCAGCCGCAGGAGGAGGCGGGGCGGGCCCUUGGCGCAGUGCUCGAGGAGCUGCGGCAGACGCAGGCCGACCUCCGCGCUGUGCAGGGCUGGGCGGCAGGACGCUGGCUGCCAGCAGGUUGUGAAACAGCGAUUUUAUUCCCCAUGCGUUCCAAGAAGAUUUUUGCAAGUGUGCAUCCAGCAACACCAAUGAAACUUGAGGCUUUCAGUGCCUGCAUUUGGGUCAAAGCCACAGAUGUGUUAAACAAAACUGUCCUGUUUUCCUAUGGCACAAAGAGGAAUCCGUAUGAGAUCCAGCUGUACCUCAGCUAUCAGUCCAUCGUGCUUGUGGUGGGUGGAGAGGAAAACAGACUGGUCACCGAUACUGUGAUUUCCCUGGGAACGUGGACCCAUCUGUGCAGCACCUGGAAUUCAGAGAAAGGGCACGUGGCCUUGUGGGUAAAUGGUGACCUGGUGGCCGCCACUGUAGACAUGGCCACGGGUCACGUUGUUCCCGAAGGAGGAAUCCUGCAGGUUGGCCAAGAAAAGAACGGCUGCUGUGUGGGUGGUGGCUUUGAUGAGACAUUAGCCUUUUCUGGCAGACUCACGGGCUUCAACAUCUGGGAUCAUGUUCUCAGCAAUGAAGACAUAAGAAAGACCGGAGGAGCAGAGUCCUGUCACAUCCGGGGCAAUGUGGUUGGGUGGGCAGUCACGGAGAUUCAGCCCCACGGAGGAGCGCAGUACGUUUCUUAA